This is a messenger RNA of Melampsora larici-populina 98AG31, 2096 nucleotides long. RefSeq lists its product as uncharacterized. The transcript has 4 exons. The record is from RefSeq and is a predicted model, not a curated record. NCBI's taxonomy places the organism in Eukaryota, Fungi, Basidiomycota, Pucciniomycetes, Pucciniales, Melampsoraceae. The coding region runs from base 278 to 1801 and encodes 507 amino acids.
AGCUUUCAGACUCCUCAUCAGAUUCAUUUCUUAUAUAAGCUUGUUCACUGGUCAAGUAGAACAUUUGAAUUGCUCUCUUGAAUCUCAUCACAGCUCUCUUGAAUCUCACAGCUCUCUUAAAUCGCACAUCCCAACAGUAAUUUUGGCAUUAUAAUUCCCAUUCUCGCUUAUCCUUGUUGCUUGCUCCACUCGCCCUUGAAUCGAUUGAUCCCUUGCUCGCGUUGGCCACUUAGUCACUGUCUUGCAUUUGUUUCCUGCUCAAUAUCAAUCAUCUGGAAUGCGUAACUCACCAAAGAGCUCACCAAAACCUUCUCAAAACGGAAACCGUCGCCCCCGCCAAACCAAAGCGCAAAUCGCUGCUGAUUUAGCCCUAUCUGGACAUGUGGUUGGCUCGAGACCUACUCCGGCUGCUGUGAAAAGAUCCCGACUUGCAGCGAAGAAACGCGCGGAAAAAGAAGCCUCGGUAACUAGCAUCAAACGUUCUACGAGCGACAGCCCACCUUUUGACUUAGUCGACUACAAGACCAUCCUUGCUUAUCUCGCCAAACCGAAUGUCCUCAAUUCUCUGUUCGGUGGUGGCAGCCAAACCAAGGUCACUGGUUUGCCAAUGAGCCCAAAGACCUUGUUGAACACCCUGGCAAUCAAACUCAACAAUAACUACAAUGAACGUUACAACUCCACCGACAUGCACUUGACUGGCAGGACUCUGCUUCUUCGCCUUCGAAGAUACAAAGGCAAGUAUCAAUCCGCGAAAUCCCUGAGUUUGAAGACUGGCGCUGGACUGGAGCCCAAGCACCACGCUCGUGGCAUUCAUAGCAUGGAGGCACUUUUGGAGUCAAUGUGCCCCUGCUAUCCUGAAAUGGAUGCGCUGUUUCGUGAUAAAGGCAACGUAAAUCCCUUUGGAAUUCUUGAUUCUGGACUCGGCUCUCAGGAUGGCGAUGACUCCGCAAUGGAUAGCGAUGGAGAUCUCACCGAUGGGCUUGACCCUGGCCCUGAUGUCCAGAGUGCAUUGGACCGUGCUGAUCGUAAGAAAUAUGUGCCAUUAUCUCCGACCCCGGAGGCUCCUUCUUUGGAAAGAACGCUAGGAACUCCUGAAGCACUCAACAAUCAUUAUCGCAGUUUUCUUGACCUUGAGAAUGAUAUCAAUUCGCUUCCGCCUACUCCGAAAGGCCAAAACGAUCCCAAGGACAACAUACCCAGCCCUGUCCUUCAGCCCAUCCAUUCAAGUGCUGACAUCGGUCAUGUAGUUACGUCCACAUCUCACGCAAAGCCCUCCGGAAAGCGAGCCAAGAGAGCUGGGAAAUAUGAUCUCACUGCGGAGGAACGAGCAUUGGACUCCAGUUCAGAAGAUGAACCCGAUGCCUUACCCGUGACCAAGACUCAAGCAACGGCCAGAAGUGCUAACCGAACCGUCCGCGCGCCUCUAUCUCGACGUGGUCUGGACCCACUACCCUCCAUCGACCCAUCAAAUGUGCAUGUGAAGGAUCACAAGAAUGCCCUGGCUUCAGCGAUUCAACAGGCCAACGAUGCAAAGAUGGAGGUUUUUGCAAAGGCUCAACAAUCGCGCGAGCAAAUAGACCAAGCCCGAAUCAAGGUAGACAAAGCUCACAUCCAAGCUGAUUUAGAAGAUCGGAAAUCGACUCUCAGCUGGACCAAAGAACGCUAUUUCCUUGACCGUGAAGAGCAACGCGAAAUGGACUCCAAGCGAUUGGCCCAAGAGACCCGAAAGGAAAGGAAGGCUUUCUGUGAGCGAUUGGUUUUGGAAGGUAAAACUCCGCAAGAACUUGAAGCUUACCUUUGACUUAUUUACCCGGCCGAAGAAAAUGGGAAUACCAUCUAAUACACCAGCGUUUGACCUCCAUGCCUCGCCUGUGUUUUUGCGUUCAGUCGUCUGUCAUUUGUUAUCAGUGAAUUAUAUGUACACAGCUACAUACUUCCUUUGAUUGUACCAGUCGUCUUUUUGUGAUUGUGCCAGUCGUCUACCAGUCGUCUUAUCUGUAAUCAGUCCUCUUUGUACGCAGCUAGUCCAACGUGCAGCUAUUUAAACAUGUAUUUCAAUGUCAAUUUAAGCAAUGACAUUGAAAUUAAUCCUUCAU